Didymella exigua CBS 183.55 is the source of this 1011-nucleotide messenger RNA. RefSeq lists its product as uncharacterized. The record is from RefSeq and is a predicted model, not a curated record. NCBI's taxonomy places the organism in Eukaryota, Fungi, Ascomycota, Dothideomycetes, Pleosporales, Didymellaceae. The transcript is spliced from 2 exons. Bases 1 to 1011 code for a protein of 336 amino acids.
AUGGCGACCAUAGACACUAAAGAGAGCGUUCUGCCACCUACAUCUGCGCCGGUGCCGCAAAGCUCAGCCACACCGCCCUCUCCACCACACUCGUCAGGGCGCGAGACACUCCCCAAACAUUCGAUAGAGGCACACGACAGCAGCACGCCACCCUUCUCGCCAGCCAGCGACACACCAGUACUGCAGAAGGAGCAAGAGGAGUUCGAGGGCACCGUCGACGUCAACAAUGACCUGCCAUCCGAGAAGGACCUGAAGCAGGUCGAGGAUCUGCUUAUCUUGGACGCACAAGGGAAGAGCCGGCCGUUCAGAGAGCUCUACGAUGCAUCAGGAGUCGCGCCGCGGCAGCUAAUCAUCUUCAUCAGACACUUUUUCUGCGGAAACUGCCAGGAAUACCUCCGCACCCUCUCCUCCUCCAUGACACCCGAAGACCUGCUUGCUCUCCCCACACCGACCUCCAUAACCGUCAUCGGCUGCGGCCGCCCUGAGCUCAUACCCAUGUACACCGAAGCCACCGGCUGCUCGUUCCCCAUUUACGCCGAGCCCACGCGCAAGAUCUACGAUCACCUAGGCAUGACACGCACCUACGAUCUCGGUGCAAAGCCCGCAUAUAUGCACACCAGCUUGCUGAUCAACAGCGUGCAGUCGAUAUUCCAGGGCCUGUCGACGGGCCGUAAGGCCCUCAAGGGCGGCGACUUCAAGCAGGUCGGCGGCGAGUUCCUGUUCGAGAACGGCGAGUGCACGUGGGUCCACAGGAUGAAGACGACGAGGGGACACGUAGAGGUGAGCGAUAUCAGGGGCUUGCUGGGUCUGGAUGAUCGCCGACCGCCGAUGCGGAAGCGGUGGAGUCAUAGUGUUAAGCAGGAGAAGCAGAGUAAUAGGAGGAGUGUGAGUUGGGGAAGGUUGAGGAGUAAGAGCAAGGGCGUCAAGGAUCUGGGGAAGAGUGGCAGCACGACGCCGGAGCGUGUUGAUGAGGAGGAUCCGAAUAGACUCCUUGGGAGGACGACUGCAUAG